AAACAAGAUAAUACAUUUCGCCAUUGGUGUCCUUCAAAGCUAAAAUAACACUAAAUUAUAUCUAUAUCUAUAUCUAUAUAAAACUGUAAUAAAAAUGGUUGGGGUUACAACCAACAGCUGUACCAUCCCUCCUUUCAAACAACCCAUUUCUUCUUCUUCUUCUUUCCAAUCAAAAAUCUUUCAUUUCCAACUUAACUUUCCAACUUCCUCAACCACCUCCCGGAGCUGCCGUAUUACUUGCCGGUACGGCGGCGGCGGCGGCGGAAGUUAUAACCGUCAAGGUGAUAAUAGACGGUCCAAACAAGAUGAUGAUCCAGCUCUUGAUAUUUCCAGUAUCAGGUCAAGUACUGUGAGGCUUAUUGAUGAGGAACAAAACAUGGUUGGUAUAGUGUCUAAAACUGCUGCUCUUCAGAUGGCAGAAGAUGCCGAACUUGACCUGGUUAUAUUGUCUCCAGAGGCAGAACCCCCCGUUGUGAAGCUGAUGGAUUACAACAAGUAUAAGUAUGAGCAACAAAAGAAGAAAAGAGAUCAGCAGAAGAAAAGUUCCGCUCAUCGCGUGGAUCAAAAGGAGCUAAAAAUGGGUUACAACAUUGAUGUACAUGAUUAUACCGUUCGUUUAAAAGCAGCUCAGAAGUUUCUAAAGGAUGGUGACAAGGUUAAACUUAUAGUAAGUUUAAAGGGACGUGAAAAUGAGUUCAAAAAUAAUGCUAUUGAGCUCAUUCGACGUUUCCGUGACGACGUAGGAGAGCUAGCCGUUGAAGAAAGCAAGAACUUCAGAGACAGGAACAUGACGUUGGUAUUGGUUCCAAACAAAGCUGUUACCCAAAAAGAAGCACCAAAGAAGAAAGAGAAGUCGACAGGGACUGAGGUAUCAGCAAGUGUAUGAGCAUAACCAUGACCAAUGCCUGGUAAACUCAUGAUCACAAUUUCGAGGAGGAACAGUAAGUUUUGUUCCUCAGAAUUAAACAAAUUUUCAAAGUCAUGUAUAGUUCUAGUGUCCUAAACGUGUAUGCAAAUCUGUUUUGUUCGUCUUAGUAGUAGUAUAACUCUUGUAUGUUAUGGCUGGUUUAGAACAAAUAGAUAGCCCAUAUUCUAGAUAA
Erigeron canadensis is the source of this 1100-nucleotide messenger RNA. RefSeq names its product translation initiation factor IF3-2, chloroplastic-like. Gene Ontology annotation, biological process: translational initiation; ribosome disassembly. NCBI's taxonomy places the organism in Eukaryota, Viridiplantae, Streptophyta, Magnoliopsida, Asterales, Asteraceae. Gene Ontology annotation, molecular function: translation initiation factor activity; ribosome binding. The transcript has 9 exons. The record is from RefSeq and is a predicted model, not a curated record. Bases 95 to 886 code for a protein of 263 amino acids.